UGUAGGGCCGAGAAGGACACUCGAGACACAACUGAAUACAUGUUGUAUUGGACUCUUCGUGACUGGAGAGUACAGCUCCUGAUUGUUCUGCUCUGGGACGGCGUCUGCGCUCCGAAAGUGAAACCUACAACAUGGCCCCUGUACUCCAAGAAGCCCCUUCUCCUCACCUGGAAUGUCCCGACUCAGGACUGUGGCUCCCGGCAUGGCGUUUCUUUGCAGCUGGACCAGUUCCAGAUUGUGGCCUCGCCAAGUCAGAUCUUCGUCGGGCAGAACUUGACCUUGUUCUAUCACGACCGCUUGGGCUUGUACCCCUACUUUAAGAAGGAUGAGACGCCGGUGCGCGGUGGGCUGCCACAGGCCGCCAGUCUCUCGCAGCACCUCAGCGAAAUGCAGAAAGGUGUUGAUAAGUACAUACCAAACCGGGACGCUCUAGGUUUAGCGGUUAUUGACUGGGAAGAGUGGAGGCCCCUUUGGAUACGAAACUGGGGAUCCAAAGACAUCUACCGAAAACAGUCCCGUGAACUGGUGCGCCAGAAGAACCCAACUUGGUCCGAGGAGCAGGUGGGAAAAGUGGCCCAGCUGGAGUUUGAGAUGUCUGCUAAGACGUUCAUGGUGGAGACGCUACGCCGCGCCAAACACCUGCGGCCCAACACUCUGUGGGGGUUCUACCUGUUCCCGGACUGCUACAACCACGACUACCUGAAGUCCCUGGAGGGUUACACAGGCCGCUGCCCCGACGUGGAGGUGGCCCGCAAUGAGCAGCUAAAGUGGCUGUGGACGGAGAGCACGGCGCUCUUCCCCUCCAUCUACAUUCGCAACGUGCUGCGCUCCUCUUCCCUAGGACGGCAGUUUGUGCGGCACCGUGUGAGAGAAGGGAUGCGUGUGUCUUCAUUCGGCGACGAGUUGGCACGUCCUGUCUUUGUGUACACCCGGCCCAUCUACAACGACCAUCCGGAACAGCUGACAGAGUUUGACCUGGUGUCCACCAUCGGGGAGAGUGUCGCUCUGGGAGCUGCAGGAAUCAUCAUGUGGGGAGAUGUAACACAUGCAAAAAACAAAACCACCUGCUCUGACCUGAACGCGUAUCUUCAGGGCACACUGAGCCAAUACCUCCUCAACGUCUCCACGGCAGCAGAGCUCUGCAGCCAGACCCUGUGCGGUUCCCACGGCCGCUGCCUUCGCAAACGUUGGGACAAGGAUGUUUACCUUCACCUCAACCCCCUCACACACCGCAUCGAGAGGCAAAACGGCAAACUGACGGUGAUCGGCAAGCUAGGAGACCCAGACAAGGUGCUUCUUGACAUGGACUUUCAGUGCCAGUGCUACAGGGGCUUUCAGGGGAAAGGCUGUGAUCAUACAGACCAGCUGCACCAAAAAGGGGCGGCGACUCGAACCAGAACAUCAGCGCUCCAGUCUAUCAUCUUCCUGAUAACCGUUGUGCUCCUGUGUUAAUG
Molecule: messenger RNA, 1454 nt
Organism: Xiphophorus maculatus (southern platyfish)
Lineage: Eukaryota; Metazoa; Chordata; Actinopteri; Cyprinodontiformes; Poeciliidae
Product: hyaluronidase-2-like
Exons: 3
Biological process (GO): carbohydrate metabolic process; hyaluronan catabolic process
Molecular function (GO): hyalurononglucosaminidase activity; hyaluronoglucuronidase activity
Source: RefSeq, a predicted model, not a curated record